UUUCCAGCCCCUCUCUCUCUCUCUCUCUCUCACCCUGCUGGCUUGGUUCUUCCAGCCCCUUCGCCAUGGCUUCCUCCACCACUGCUCUCCCGAUCUUUUCGGAAGGAGAAAACUGCACGCCUUCAUGGAAAGAAGCCACCGCCGGCUACAAUCCCACGGACACCCACUUGGAGAUCCUGGGGAAACCGGUGAUGGAGCGUUGGGAGACCCCCUACAUGCAUUCCCUCGCCACGGUGGCCGCCUCGAAAGGGGGCCGUGUGCUGGAGGUGGGUUUUGGCAUGGCCAUUGCCGCCACCAAAAUCGAAGAAUUUGACAUCCAAGAGCAUUGGAUCGUGGAGUGCAACGACGGAGUUUUCCAGCGACUGCUGGAAUGGGCCAAGGUGCAGCCUCACAAGGUCGUCCCCUUGAAAGGGUUGUGGGAAGACGUUGUCCCGACUCUGCCCAGUGAACACUUUGACGGGAUCCUCUACGACACGUACCCGCUGUCGGCAGAUACUUGGCACACACACCAAUUCGGCUUCAUCAAGAGCCAUGCCUAUCGCCUCCUGAAACCCGGCGGAGUCCUCACCUAUUGUAACCUGACCUCUUGGGGCGACCUACUCAAGAGCAAGUAUUCUGACAUCGAGACAAUGUUUCAGGAAUCGCAAGUCGCGCACCUGGUGGAAGCCGGCUUCAAGAAAGAGAACAUCCGCACCUCCGUUAUGGAUCUCGUCCCCCCGCUUGACUGCAGAUACUAUUCCUUCCCCAAGAUGAUCACCCCUGCCCUUGUCAAAUAGACGGCAGCCCCGUGCCCGGACGAGGAACAGCAGAAGAGAAACCAGUGUCGGCGAACAAGCAGCCGAGAGGCAGUGGGGGCAGAGAGAUCGCGUUCUCUCUUCAGGAGACAGGGACCUUAGUGUAUAGCGGAGCCCUCGGGGCCCGGACAGAGCUGCGAUUUGAUCAAGAGAAUUUGUUCAUAGUACCCUU
Elgaria multicarinata webbii is the source of this 966-nucleotide messenger RNA. RefSeq names its product guanidinoacetate N-methyltransferase (gene GAMT). Gene Ontology annotation, biological process: creatine biosynthetic process. The transcript has 6 exons. Gene Ontology annotation, cellular component: nucleus; cytoplasm. Gene Ontology annotation, molecular function: guanidinoacetate N-methyltransferase activity. Lineage: Eukaryota; Metazoa; Chordata; Lepidosauria; Squamata; Anguidae. The coding region runs from base 66 to 776 and encodes 236 amino acids. The record is from RefSeq and is a predicted model, not a curated record.